Molecule: messenger RNA, 1056 nt
Organism: Amorphotheca resinae ATCC 22711
Lineage: Eukaryota; Fungi; Ascomycota; Leotiomycetes; Helotiales; Amorphothecaceae
Exons: 2
Coding region: 1-1056 (351 amino acids)
Biological process (GO): protein phosphorylation
Molecular function (GO): ATP binding; protein kinase activity
Source: RefSeq, a predicted model, not a curated record
AUGUUCUCUAUUACACGCUGGCUAUCUAGCUGGCCGCUGUGGCCGCUGUUGCUGCGCUGGCCGUCAGGUCUGCUUUCUCUCAUUCGCAAUGCAACCCUCCCUAGCUUCCAUUUCCUAAAAUGGGAGAGCAGCAAAGAGCAGGACGUUGAGAACAGUGCAUCUGUGUCUACCGAAACAGAAAAGGAUCUAGCCAUCAACCCUCAAGACACUUCUCCACUCGGAGAUAUCGAACAAAAUAUCAUUGUAUCAAAGGGAGAGCUUAUAGCCGGCGGAUCAACAGGACUUAUCGAGCUCAUGCCAUCCGGCUAUGUGGCCAAAUCGCCAUGGACCGGACGCGAAGCCGCUCUGUGUCGUCGUGAGUUGACACUCGAGAGCCAGAUAUAUGAGAUACUAGGCCCUCAUCCCCGCUUAGUAAAGAUCAUUUCAUGGGAUCCUACAGAGUGCGUUCUUGUUAUGGAAUACAUGCCGAACGGAUGCCUCAAGGAUUACCUUCUUGCUCAUAACGACAUAUCAACGACACAGCGGCUACGGUGGGCACAAGAGGCGGCAGAAGGACUUCAAUUGCUACAUUCCAAAGAAGUGGUUCACUGCGACCUAGGGCCUAAGAACUUCUUAUUAGACGCAGAUCUAAGCCUCAAGAUCGCUGAUUUUAGUGGUUCCUCUCUCAAAGGCUCUCGAACUCAAGCCUGCGCGUCGUCGAGAUUUCUAACGCCUGCCUUCGACUAUCGUGUUCCGCAAACUCCGCCAACUGUUCAAUACGAUUUAUACGCGCUAGGCUCUACAAUUUAUAAUAUCAUGACUAACAAGGCGCCUUAUGAAGAAAUGGAAAGUAAGGAAGUUCGGAAACUCUACGAGUCUCGAGAAUUCCCUGAUGUCAGUGGAACAUUAUGUGGAGAGAUAAUCCAACGCUGCUGGCAUUGCGAAUUUGAAUCUGCUCAAGAGGUUUACGACCUUAUUCGAGGUGUAGAAGUAGAGCAAUCCUGUAAGUUUGGAUUCCUAAAACUUUGGAAUGUAUUUGAAUGCCACUCGCUUUUGGGUUUUAGGGCGUCAUUAUGA